Messenger RNA from Talaromyces amestolkiae, 615 nucleotides. RefSeq lists its product as uncharacterized. NCBI's taxonomy places the organism in Eukaryota, Fungi, Ascomycota, Eurotiomycetes, Eurotiales, Trichocomaceae. The transcript is spliced from 3 exons. The record is from RefSeq and is a predicted model, not a curated record. The coding region runs from base 1 to 615 and encodes 204 amino acids.
AUGCCUCCUCGAGUCAACAUCACAAGCGACAUUCGCGCCAUCUCCAAUCUCUUCGCAUUGGCCUUCCGAGACAGCGCACCUACUGUGUAUGUGCUACGAGCGUGUGACUCAACAUGGCCCGUGUCCAGUAUUCCACUAAGCCUCCUCGGUCCGAAGAUGAUCGAAUGGACGACCUACAAGCAAUCAAGGGGUGGAGAGCUGGUUGAAGCCGAUAAUUUUGCCGCUGCGGCGAUAUGGUUUCCGCCCGGUGCUGACUUACCCGCAAGUGCAAACGACGAUGAAAGGCUCGUCGAAUACAGAGCAAUGGCCGGCAAAGCCAAGAAAGAGUAUCUUGGAGACAGAAAGUACUGGUAUUUAAACAUGAUCGCAAGACAUCCAGAAAGAAAGGAUCCAGGGGUCAUUCGUGCUCUCUUUGAGCCUUAUAUUGCACGCGCCAAAGAGGACGGUGUACCGAUCUGGCUGGAGGCUGUUACCGAGCACAGCAAGCAAGUCUAUGAGCAUUUAGGCUUCCGUACAGUGGCAACUCUGCGCAUGGGGCCAGGAAAGGCUUCUCCGGAUGGCGAGUUACAGGAUGGCGGAGAGGGAAUUCCGAUUUAUGCAAUGAUCUUGGAGUAA